Molecule: messenger RNA, 213 nt
Organism: Lachnellula hyalina
Lineage: Eukaryota; Fungi; Ascomycota; Leotiomycetes; Helotiales; Lachnaceae
Gene: COX19
Product: Cytochrome c oxidase assembly protein
Exons: 2
Coding region: 1-213 (70 amino acids)
Biological process (GO): mitochondrial respiratory chain complex IV assembly
Cellular component (GO): mitochondrial intermembrane space
Source: RefSeq, a predicted model, not a curated record
AUGAACUACCUCUCGUGUAUCAAGAAGGUCAAGGGAACGAAUGAGGCGCAAUGCAGGAAUAUCGCGAAGACUUAUCUGUCGUGUCGGAUGGACAGGAAUUUGAUGGCUAAGGACGAGUUCAAGAACCUUGGGUUCGGCGAAGAAAAGCCUGCGAGCGCCGCGAAGAAAGAUGAAGGGGCGGGAGAUGGGAAGAAGAAUGAGCUGAGAUGGUAA